This is a messenger RNA of Xiphophorus maculatus (southern platyfish), 1016 nucleotides long. It is a transcript of the gene twist2, whose product is annotated as twist-related protein 2. The transcript is spliced from 2 exons. Gene Ontology annotation, molecular function: RNA polymerase II transcription regulatory region sequence-specific DNA binding; DNA-binding transcription factor activity, RNA polymerase II-specific; protein dimerization activity. Gene Ontology annotation, biological process: regulation of transcription by RNA polymerase II; developmental process. Lineage: Eukaryota; Metazoa; Chordata; Actinopteri; Cyprinodontiformes; Poeciliidae. The record is from RefSeq and is a predicted model, not a curated record. Bases 249 to 749 code for a protein of 166 amino acids.
ACCCUCAAAACUAUUUAGCAUCUGAAGUUGGGACAAAAUUUCCAAAAAACAUUUUUUUAGAACAAAAAAAAAAAACUUUCUGCGAGAGUAGACGCGGGCCUGCCGCCAGAGUGAGCUUCGGCGUGUUAGGAGAGCAUCUCUAAAAGUUCUUCUCCUCCUUUCUAAGGAUUUACAUUUAUCCUGUAACCACGGCUUCGAAGGUGGACACCGUUUUUUCCUCCCUGUCUCUACAUUUCUUCAAGAAAGAAAUGGAAGAGGGCUCCAGCUCCCCGGUCUCCCCUGUGGAUAGUCUGGUGACGAGCGAGGAGGAGCCGGAGCGGCAGCAGAAGCGCUUCUCCAGGAAGAGGAGGCACAGCAAGAAGUCCGGAGAGGACAGCAGCGGGAGCAGCCCCGGUCCCGGGCCGGUGAAGCGGGGCAAGAAGCCCAGCCCGAGCAGCAGCCAGUCGUACGAGGAGCUGCAGAACCAGCGGGUCCUGGCGAACGUGCGGGAGCGCCAGCGGACUCAGUCUCUGAACGAGGCCUUCGCGUCUCUGCGCAAAAUUAUCCCCACGCUGCCGUCGGACAAACUGAGCAAGAUCCAGACUCUGAAGCUGGCCUCCAGGUACAUAGACUUCCUGUGCCAGGUGCUGCAGAGCGACGAGAUGGACAGCAAGAUGUCCAGCUGCAGCUACGUAGCGCACGAGAGACUCAGUUACGCGUUCUCGGUGUGGAGGAUGGAGGGCGCCUGGUCCAUGUCAGCAUCCCACUAGCAGUCAGAGACAAACACAAUGCCAAAGCGACUGUUUGCUUCCGAAUGAUGUAAAAGAGAUUAUUGAAGAACUGAUUGACCUCACAGGCCAAGGAUGGAGCAGAGGCGUGAUGUGGCCCACGAAUUGGGUGUGUGUGAGUGUGUGUGGACGCAGAUUCAUCACACCGCGGAGGAUAGAACGUUGCAAAGUGCGCAGCGGGCCAACACAGAUCCGCCAGCUGUGCGCAUUUACGGCCUGAACUCUCACUAAAGCCUUCCUUUAAAAAAA